UAAGCAUCAUUUUUUCCACAUGCGAGCUUCCGUCGAGACAAAGGGGACAGCUUUUAGUACAGAUCCAGUCCGGUCCGAAUGACGAUCGUCAAACCGUCGCAGCUCUCUUCCUCCUCCUCCUCGCCGCUGUGUUCCCUCAAAGGAUCACUCCUCACCCUCGCCGUCCUCACUUUCCUCUCCCUCUUCUACCUCUCCCUCGACUCCCUCCGCACCUCGCCGCCGUCUCCCAUCGUCGUUGGCGCCAAUCAGCUCCCACACACCUUCGCCAAGGAAGAGGAUGAGAGUUACUCCGACGUGUACCACUCCCCUGAGUCGUUCCGGUCCAAUUACGCGGAGAUGGAGAAUAAGUUCAAAGUCUACAUCUACCCCGACGGAGAUCCGAACACGUUUUACCAGACGCCGAGGAAAGUCACCGGCAAAUACGCCAGCGAGGGUUACUUCUUCAAAAACAUCAGAGAGAGUCGGUUCCGCACGUUAGAUCCAGAGGAAGCCGAUCUCUUCUUCGUCCCCGUCUCUCCUCACAAGAUGCGUGGCAAAGGAACAUCGUAUGAGAAUAUGACUGUGAUUGUUCAGACAUACGUCGAUGGGUUGAUAUCGAAGUAUCCUUAUUGGAACAGAACGUUAGGAGCAGAUCAUUUCUUUGUCACGUGCCACGACGUUGGUGUUAGAGCCUUCGAGGGAUCUCCGGUUAUGAUCAAGAACACGAUUAGAGUCGUGUGCUCUCCGAGCUACAAUGUUGGUUUCAUCCCUCAUAAAGAUGUUGCUUUGCCUCAAGUGCUUCAGCCGUUUGCGCUCCCUGCCGGUGGAAACGAUGUUGAGAACCGGACGACGCUUGGGUUUUGGGCUGGUCAUAGGAACUCAAAGAUACGUGUGAUACUCGCACGUGUGUGGGAGAACGACACUGAGCUAGAUAUUUCGAACAAUAGGAUCAACAGGGCGACGGGGCAUUUAGUGUAUCAGAAGAGAUUCUACAGGACCAAGUUUUGUAUAUGCCCUGGUGGUUCUCAGGUUAACAGUGCUCGUAUUACUGACUCAAUCCAUUACGGUUGUGUUCCUGUUAUAUUGUCAGACUACUAUGAUCUGCCUUUUAAUGACAUUUUGGAUUGGAGAAAGUUUGCGGUUGUGCUGAGAGAGCGAGAUGUGUAUGACCUUAAACAGAUCCUCAAGAACAUAACACAGUCAGAGUUUGUUUCGUUGCAUAACAACUUAGUCAAGGUUCAGAAGCAUUUUCAAUGGAACUCGCCACCAGUUAAAUUCGAUGCCUUCCACAUGAUCAUGUAUGAAUUGUGGCUACGCCACCAUGUCAUCAAGUACUGAUCCAAGACUGUUUUCUUUUUCUUUUUUUUUCCUACCACGUAGAUACGGUCCCAAGGUAGUAUGUAUACCUCUUGUAAGUUUUUUUUAAAAUAUCAUAGCUUACGACCAGGGAUGUUAAUUUGCAGGCUAGGGCCUAACCCUCAUUUGUGUAAUAUAAGUC
Messenger RNA from Brassica oleracea var. oleracea, 1477 nucleotides. RefSeq names its product probable glycosyltransferase At5g03795. Gene Ontology annotation, molecular function: glycosyltransferase activity. The record is from RefSeq and is a predicted model, not a curated record. NCBI's taxonomy places the organism in Eukaryota, Viridiplantae, Streptophyta, Magnoliopsida, Brassicales, Brassicaceae. Bases 79 to 1317 code for a protein of 412 amino acids. The transcript is spliced from 5 exons.